AUGACGGGUGUCGACCCAGAGAUCGCGGAGCACCACCUCAACAUCCCACCUGAUUCUCGCCCGGUGAAACAAAAGGCCCGGCGCCAGGCCCCUGACCGACAACGUGCAAUACAAGAGGAGGUGGACCGACUCCUGGCCGCGGGCUUCAUAGAAGAAGCCAAAUAUCCUCAGUGGCUGUCCAAUAUCGACCAGCUGGUCGACGCAACGGCCGGUCACGCGCGACUCUCUUUUAUGGACGCCUACUCAGGGUACAACCAGAUCAGGAUGGUUCCCGGAGACAGAGAGCACACGACCUUCCUUACCAAUCAAGGCAUGUACUUCUACAAAGUCAUGUCGUUCGAGCUGAAAAAUGCUGGGGCCACAUACCAGAGAACGUGCGCUUUCGGCGUCACCUCCGGGAAGUUCCUCGGGUUCAUCGUGCACGAGAGAGGAAUCGACGCUAACCCGGAGAAGGUCCAAGCUAUAAUCAAUAUGCAGUCUCCCCGGACGGUUAAAGACCUGCAGCGACUUAACGGAAGACUUGUCGCUCUGUCUCGCUUCCUCGCCCGAUCGGGCGAUCGCUGCCUCCCAUUCUUCAAGGCGCUCAAAAGCCCGAAGAGCUUCCAGUGGACAUCAGAAUGCGAGGAAGCUUUCAAACAAAUAAAACAGCACAUGGCCAGCCUCCCCCGGCUCGCCUCCGUCUCUCCGGGUGAGAAGCUGGGCCUCUACUUGGCGGCCUCCCAGCAUGCAGUCAGCUCCGUCCUGGUCAAGGAAAGCUCCGGCCAACAACUCCCGAUCUACUGCGUCAGCCACGUCCUAAGUGGACCUGAGGAGCGACGGCUCCUCAAAUGGGCGGUGGAGCUCGGCGAACAUGACAUAAGCUACUCGCCCAGGACCGCCAUCAAGGCCCAGGUGGUAGCCGACUUCAUUGCGGAGCUGACACAGCUGGAGGACGGCGCCGGCGCAGGGCUAGUCCUCCUCGCCCCCGAUGGACGCUCGUUCGAGCGAUCCCUUCACUUCGGAUUCAAAGCCACCAACAACGAGGCGGAGUACGAGGCGCUCCUGGCAGGUCUAGAGCUGGCCCUCGAGAUGCAGGUGGCCGCGAUACGCGUCCUCACCGACUCGCAACUUGUGGCCGAGCAGCUCAACGGCGGAUACGAAGCUCGAGACGUGACCAUGGCGAAACACCUGGCACGGGUAAGGGACCUAACCGCCAAGUUUCACUAUUUUACACUAUCUAACAUUCCGAGGGAGGAGAACGAGCGAGCCGAUGCACUAGCCAAGUUGGCGUUGAAAUCGAUCUCUAAAGCAUGGCCAGAGGUCGAGGAGCUCCCUGCCCACGCCGUCGAAAUAGCAACUACAGCCCCAGGCGGCGUGCCGACCACGUGGGUACAAGAGUUGCUGCGCUUCAAGCGAGAUGGAACCCUCCCCCUCGACGAAGUCGCAGCUCGGCACCUGCAUCAUACGCACGCAUGGUACACCGUGGAGUGUGACCACCUCUACAAACGGUCCUUCACCUAUCCCCUCCUGCGAUGUUUAGAGCCUGACGAAGCCCAGAUGGUUCUAACCGAAACCCACGAGGGGGUAUGCGGUGAGCAUAUCGGCGGGCAAACCUUGGCGCACAAGAUACUCCGUCAAGGCUACUACUGGGCGACCAUGUGCCAGGACGCCAAAGCCUACGUUCGGCGGUGCAGUUCGUGCCAGCAGCACGCCCGCGCACCCCGACAGCUCGCGGUUCCGCUCAGUCCCAUCGACUGCACGUGGCCAUUCGCGCAGUGGGGUUUGGACCUGCUCGGACCCUUCCCACCAGCCUCUGGACAGCGAAAGUACAUAAUUGUGGGGGUAGACUAUUUCAUGAAGUGGGUCGAGUGUUAG
Messenger RNA from Musa acuminata AAA Group (dessert banana), 1854 nucleotides. RefSeq lists its product as uncharacterized. The coding region runs from base 1 to 1854 and encodes 617 amino acids. The transcript is spliced from 5 exons. NCBI's taxonomy places the organism in Eukaryota, Viridiplantae, Streptophyta, Magnoliopsida, Zingiberales, Musaceae. Gene Ontology annotation, molecular function: RNA-DNA hybrid ribonuclease activity; nucleic acid binding. The record is from RefSeq and is a predicted model, not a curated record.